Pimephales promelas (fathead minnow) is the source of this 1367-nucleotide messenger RNA. Lineage: Eukaryota; Metazoa; Chordata; Actinopteri; Cypriniformes; Leuciscidae. The record is from RefSeq and is a predicted model, not a curated record.
AUGACUGACAGUUACAAUAGCCAAUUAAAUAGCCCCAGCGCUAGGUAUGAAUAGAACAACAGCCAAUCGUCUUCAUGAUGAGGGCGUGGCCUCAGAGUUACCUGGAUGAAGACAACUGCGGCUCGCGCUGAGUAGAUGAUGCUGAAAUCAGAUCAAUAAGCAAACAGGUGUUGAGCGAGCAUAGGUGAACAAAACGGGCUUUAUCUUUGCGCCAUCCUCAGGGGAAAUAAAAAUUAAGCGUGUAUCUGCUGUCAUAUGACCAAUUAUUGCUGUCAAUCUGAGGCAUGCUGAGUUUAUAAAGCCUUUGCUCUAAGAAUAACCACAUCCCUCGGCCUGUCCUCCCCCCCGCUGCUGCACUCAGCUGGCUGCCGACUCCACCAUGACAUCUGAAGUGGAGGAGAUGCAGAGGAGGGCCAAUCAGGUGACAGAUGAGUCAACAUUGCAUUUUGAAUCUUUACCUCCGACAGUCCCUUGAGAUCACCAGAAACUUGAAGCUUCUGUUGGAGGGGAGUAAAGAUGCAGGGAUCAGGACGCUUGUAAUGCUGGACGAGCAGGGAGAACAACUGGACCGCAUAGAAGGGGGCUUGGAUCAGAUCAACAAGGACAUGAAGGAGGCUGAGAAAAAUCUCACUGACAUGGCCUGGUGUUGUGGUCUGUGCAUCUGGCCAUGUACAAAAUUAAAGGACUUUGAAGAAAGUGGGGCGUAUAAGAAGGUGUGGGGUAAUAAUCAAGAUGGGGUGGUGUCUAGCCAGCCCUCCUCUCGAGUGGUGGAUGAGCGAGAGAAGAUGACUAUGAGCGGUGGAUAUAUUAGAAGAGUGACAAACGAUGUAAGGGAGGAUGAAAUGGAGGAGAACUUGGCCCAGGUCGGCAGUAUCCUUGGCAACCUCAGAAACAUGGCACUUGACAUGGGCAAUGAAAUCGACACUCAGAAUGUCCAGAUUGAACGCAUACAGAGCAAGGCCAUGGUCAAUGAAUCCCGCAUCAAUGAGGCCAAUCAGAGGACCACAAAGCUAAUAUCAAGAUAAAAAAUGUAGAAAAUGUCUUCUGUAGAAAAUGUGCAAAAUGACACAAACUAAUAGGCUAUCCAUCUUUUAAAUGACUAUUUAUGGAAUUUGGAUGACUCCCUACUGAUAUGAUAGUAAAUUAUUCAUAUAUUAUGGUCCGACAUAUACCUCUAUUUUUAAUGAAUGUUUUAUAGUCUUGUGAUUUAAACAUGUAUUGUAUAUAAAAAUGUUUUAGACUGCUAACUUGGUUUUUAAGCCUCCAAAACACUUCAGCUCACUAUUCAGACUUCAGGUUGUAUUGGUACACGUCUUUGUUUACUUUGAGUAACAUUCUUUUUUAAAUAAAUCCAAAUUUGUAGGGUG